This is a messenger RNA of Fonsecaea multimorphosa CBS 102226, 2661 nucleotides long. RefSeq lists its product as uncharacterized. NCBI's taxonomy places the organism in Eukaryota, Fungi, Ascomycota, Eurotiomycetes, Chaetothyriales, Herpotrichiellaceae. The record is from RefSeq and is a predicted model, not a curated record. The transcript has a single exon. Gene Ontology annotation, molecular function: polygalacturonase activity. The coding region runs from base 1 to 2661 and encodes 886 amino acids.
AUGUUGUUCCCCUUCCUACUCCUUCUUUGUGCCUGUCUCACCAACGCCAUACCGAGACCGGCUCCAGUCGAACCUCGACAAGCAGCGUCCUCGUACUGGCUCUCUCAAAUCCAGCGUCAGGGCACUGUGGCUUACGGCUCGAACCCCGACUACAAGAUCUUUCGCAAUGUCAAAGACUAUGGUGCUGCUGGUGACGGCGUGACUGAUGAUACCACUGCCAUCAACAAUGCCAUUACCGAUGGGUCUCGUUGCGCCGAAGGCUGCGAUAGCUCAACCACCGUCCCUGCGAUCGUCUAUUUCCCUCCUGGUACCUACGCUGUCUCAUCUCCGAUUAUUCAGCUCUACUAUACCCAAUUCAUUGGCGAUGCUGUCAAUAUCCCCACUAUCCUUGCCUUGCCGAGCUUUCAAGGUUUGGCUGUAAUGGACACCGAUCCUUACAUCCCUGGCGGCAAUGGUGCUCAGUGGUAUACAAAUCAAAACAACUUCUAUCGACAGAUCCGCAACUUUGUCGUCGAUAUCUCCCAGAUGCCGGAAAGCUUAGGAGCAGGUAUUCACUGGCAGGUAGCGCAAGCCACCAGCCUCCAAAACAUUGUCUUCAACAUGCGUCCCAAAAGCCCCACCAACAAGCAGCAAGGGAUUUUCAUGGACAACGGCUCUGGAGGCUUCAUGUCAGAUCUUGUAUUCAACGGCGGUAAUUACGGUGCUUUCUUGGGCAACCAACAAUUUACCACGCGGAAUAUGACGUUCAAUGGCUGCAACACUGCAAUCUUCAUGAAUUGGAACUGGCUGUGGACUUUGAAGUCGGUGACAAUCAACAAUUGUGACAUCGGAAUCGACAUGUCAAACUUAGACAAUGGAGUGAACCAGACUGUGGGCUCUGUGAUUGUCCUUGACAGCGUCAUGACGGGCACUCCGAUUGGCAUAAAAACCUCGUACAACAAGACCAGCCAGCCUCCUACUGCAGGUACUUUGGCCUUGCAAAAUGUCGACUUCACAGGUGUCCAGACUGCUAUUGCUGGUGCAGACGGCACUACUCCCAUUCUCGCUGGCGGCAUGGUUGUGGGAGCCUGGCGGCAAGGCGACACCUAUACGCCUGUUGCAGGAUCCACGGCUGAAUCCCAGAACGUCACCAACGUCAAGAGAGAGCCACAAGGUGGACCCUUGUCCCUCCAGCCUCCAUCGAUCUCAUACUACUCGACGACUACAACUACGCUUACCAUUUCAGCCAUACCGCCACCCAGUGGCAUACUGCUAACAACCACAACCGUGUAUGUCACUGCGACACCCACUGGCAGUGCUCCGGUAACAUUUACUGUUUUACCCGUUCCUCCAUCCAAUGUCAGCGCUUCUUCGACUGUCUCGGCAAAUGCUACAGCAUCCCAGCCUACGCCGUCCUCUGAAGAAACUCCUGCUGUGUGCUCUGAGACCCCGGUGUCACUGCAAUCAGCACGCGUUCAACAACCAUUAACUGCUCCAAGUAUGGCCGCGUCUCUGAUGAAUGGCAACAAAGUUUUUGAACGCUCCAAGCCACAGUACCAGGAUGUUCCAGUUUCGUCCUUCAUCAGCGUCAAAUCCGCUGGCGCCAAAGGUGAUGGCGUAACUGAUGACACUGCCGCAAUUCAGAACAUUCUCAACAAUGCCACUGCAGACCAAGUCGUUUACUUCGACCACGGCGCCUAUGUCAUUACUGAUACCGUUACAAUCCCUCCCAACUCCCGGAUCACCGGCGAGAUCUGGCCUCUGAUCAUGGCUCAAGGCACGGCGUUCGCAGACAUCAACAAUCCCAAGCCCGUCUUCCAAGUCGGAGCCCAGGGCAGUGUCGGUUCCGUGGAGAUAUCAGAUCUUGUGUUCGAGACCAUCGGACCCGCCCCUGGUGCUAUUAUGCUGCAAUGGAACAUGGCAGAGUCGUCUCAGGGCUCUUGUGGCAUGUGGGAUGUCCAUUUCCGGAUUGGAGGCACGGCAGGAACUCAGCUCCAGCAGGAUACAUGCCAGGCUAACGUCACUGGUUCCUUCGAAUUCAACCCCAAGUGUGCAGGUGCCUUCUUGUUGAUGCAUAUCACUCAACAAGCAUCUGCUUAUUUGGAAAAUUGCUGGUUCUGGGUAGCUGAUCAUGAGCUUGACAUUACCACGCACAACCAGACCAACAUCUACAACGGCCGUGGGUUGCUUGUAGAGAGCCAAGGUCCUGUCUGGUUGUACGGAACAUCGUCAGAGCACAGUCAGCUCUACAACUACCAAUUCUCCAAUGCUGCGGAUAUCUUCAUGGGCGCGAUUCAGACAGAGACCCCCUACAUGCAGGCUACGCCCAACGCCCUAGAAGGAGGGUUUCCACCCAACUCGGCGUUCUCAGAUCCGACUUUUGCCGACUGUACCACUGACUCGUGCAAGAAGUCUUGGGGCUUGCGGAUCGUGGAUUCAAGUGAUAUUUACAUGUACGGCGCAGGUCUCUACAGCUUCUUUGACGAUUACCUUCAAACAUGCCUGGAUACAGAGUCGUGUCAAGAGAACAUGGUCGAUAUUCAAUGUUCAUCCAAUCUCAGCUUGUACGGCCUUACAACGAAGGCUUCAGUGAAUAUGGUGGACGUUGACGGAAUUCCUGAGGCUAUCGGACAAGAUCAUGAGAACGGCUUCGGCCAGACUUUGCUUCUGUUCGAGACCUGA